AUGGAAUCCUUGACAGAGGAUCUAUGGACGAUGGUACUUGCGAGACUACCGAUUAAGAUCUCCACUGGUUUAAAAAUUGUUUGCAAGCAGUGGAAAUCAAUCGUAGAGUCUCCGUUUUUCCGUGAAGUUUUCCAGUCCAUGCACCAAAACUCGUCCUCUUCUUCAUGGUCGCUCAUGUCCAGAUUUGACGAAGAUCCAGAGAUAGUAGGUCACUACCAAUGCGACACAUGGGGACUUGAUCGAUCUUUGGGAUCUUUCAUCAAGUCUUUCCUAGCCGACAAACAACAGAAGCACAAAGACCAACGAGUCAGUGUCGAGGCUUACUCUGAUGUUGGGUUGAUUUUGAUCCAUGUAGAAUCAACCGACAGGGAGAAAGGAGUCAUCUACGUGGCUAACCCCGUGUCACGGGAAUGCGUAGAAAUAUUAAUUCCUGAUCCACUUCCUAAACGAUUUGGAACUUAUGAAUAUAGCUUUCUAUGGCAAUGGGGACUUGUCACAAGAACCGAGAACGGCGUCCUUUUGGGUUACAAAGUUAUUCUCAUUGAUAAAUUGCUUCGAGAUAGGAAGUUAAGUUGUCGUAUAUAUUCAUCUGAGACAGGCUUGUGGAGUCUCGAAACUUUUCAUCUUCCUUACUCUUUCAACCAUCAUUAUUUUUCUGGAUAUCCGAUCAGCUUGAACGGUAAUCUUCACUGGCUUGGCUGGAACAACGACCGUCAUGAUAUUGUAUUAUCCAUGGAUAUGUAUGCUACUUGCACGGGUUCUGAUCGAUGCCGUGUUACACCUUUCCCUGACCUAGAGAAAACUACCAUGUUCAAAAGAUUUUGCACACCCUGUCAAGGUUUUCUCAUGUAUAUGAACAUAACCAAAGUGGAUGGAAGCCUUGAAGAUAAGUUAUGUUUAUGGAAGCUACAGAGCGGGGGGUGGCAAUUAAUAUCUGAAAUCUCCCCAGAUUUGACCUUGGCUGGUCUCGACUGUUCACCAUCGCUGAUGAUAAACCCUUUAGAUGCAAAAACAGCCUACUUUUGGAGCAAUAAACAAGAACGGUUGCUAUCUAUCAACUUACACAACGGUAAGAAGUUUGUGAUCCACAAUCAAUUCGAAGCUAGGAUUUUCCUCACAAGACAGAGAGAAAGGGAAUCCUUCGACGUACGAAUAUACUAUAUCCCGUUCAUUCUCCCACAAUGGCUGCAUCGGAUCCCAAAUACGGUGAGUAUUAAACAGCCACUAACAACAACUGCAAUACUACAUGGAUGA
This is a messenger RNA of Eruca vesicaria subsp. sativa (arugula), 1254 nucleotides long. NCBI's taxonomy places the organism in Eukaryota, Viridiplantae, Streptophyta, Magnoliopsida, Brassicales, Brassicaceae. The record is from the annotation of a GenBank genome assembly.